This is a messenger RNA of Pristis pectinata (smalltooth sawfish), 1481 nucleotides long. RefSeq names its product DnaJ (Hsp40) homolog, subfamily C, member 9 (gene dnajc9). Bases 102 to 881 code for a protein of 259 amino acids. The record is from RefSeq and is a predicted model, not a curated record. Gene Ontology annotation, cellular component: nucleus; cytoplasm. Lineage: Eukaryota; Metazoa; Chordata; Chondrichthyes; Rhinopristiformes; Pristidae. The transcript has 6 exons. Gene Ontology annotation, molecular function: heat shock protein binding.
CGUAUUUCCGGGUCACGGUAAAGUCCUUCCGUGCGGGAAAAUUUGGACUGGCGGGAAAUUGUCGGGAGAGGAGGAGCCAGGGAGCAGGGAGCAGCCCGGCGAUGGGGCUGCUGCAGCGCUGUGAGCAGCUGUUCGGCACCUCAGACCUGUACCGGGUGCUGGGCGUUCGGACCGGGGCCUCCGACGGAGAGAUCCGCAGGGGAUAUCGGAAAGUUUCUCUUCAGGUUCACCCGGACAGGGUGACGGAGGCGGAGAAGGAAGCAGCCACUCAGAAAUUCCAGAUCCUGGGUAAAGCGUACACUGUUCUGAGUGACAAGGAGCAGCGCGCAGUGUAUGAUGAGCAGGGUAUCAUCGAUGAAGAAGCGGAUGUCUUAACACAGGAUCGUGACUGGGAGGAGUAUUGGAGACUUCUGUUUAAAAAGGUCACAGUUGCUGAUAUUAAGAACUUUGAAGAUAAGUACAAGGGAUCUGAAGAGGAGAUGACGGAUAUAAAACAGGCAUAUAUGGAAUUUAAGGGGGACAUGGACAGCAUCAUGGAGUCAGUGUUGUGCGCAACAACUGGGGAUGAAUCGCGGAUACGAGAAAUCCUAGAGAACGCCAUCAAGGCGCGAGAGCUUCCAGCAUACACUGCGUUUACCAAAGAGAGCAUAAGUAAACAGAGAGCCCGCAAGAGGCGGAGUGACAAAGAAGCGAAAGAAGCAGAGGCGGCGAGACUGGAGUUGGGGCUGGAGACCGGGGCCGACUCUCUCCGAUCACUGAUCCAGAAGAAGCAGAAGGACCGAGAGAAAGAGAUGAACAGUUUCUUGGCUGCAAUGGAAGCCAAGUACUCUGGACCCCCUCAGAAAGGUGGGAAAAAAGUUGCCAAGAAAGGGAAGAAAUAAGAGAGCAGCAGUGACGGUGCCGUACGUCCACACACAGCAGCAGGAGUCUGAGUUCUCGGAUGUGAAGAGCCAGUAUUGAUGUCUGCCUUGGACAGUUGAUAUGUAUCUUGACUUUCUGAGAAUUACUGUUUCCCACUAAUUUUGUUAUCUUGUGUAAUCUGUACUGAACCAUUCUCCCUCCACGGUGCAAGUCUGUCGGGAUGUAAAGGGGAAGGGUCCUGACCAGAUGGUCUUGUUUUGUAGUAACUAUUUCCUGGAAACAUAUAAUUAUUUUUUGGAUGCGAUUGUUAUUUAAAUGGGAAUUCAGUGUCGAUAACAUUCUGAUGAAAUAAUACUUCAUCAUGUACAGCUUGUUUCACUGAACCCUAUAUUGACACCCACUCCCUCCAACUCCGAUUUUUAACUGACAUAUCUCUCCAGUGACAUUAAGUAAAAGUAUUUGCUGCAGUAAGUUACGUCAGUUAUCUUGUGCACACUGAUUGGCACACACAGGAAUGGAAAUCCUUCCAGUUCAGACUUUCCCAGUUCCUCAGUGCCUCUUACAGGCCUGUAGUGUAACUAUUGAGUGUUUGGCAAAACUAUAAAGAGUGUUGACUGACA